Messenger RNA from Knipowitschia caucasica, 297 nucleotides. The record is from the annotation of a GenBank genome assembly. NCBI's taxonomy places the organism in Eukaryota, Metazoa, Chordata, Actinopteri, Gobiiformes, Gobiidae.
AUGGACAGGCGGGCUGCUGAUGCCCCGAGCGCUGGUUGCAUCGUUUCUGGGCUGAUCUCGGAGAACGUGAUAAAGCACGGAGUGGUGCAAUGUUUCCCCUUAGUACUGGCGCAGACCGUCCCGCACAUCAUCAACGGUCUGCGUUUCGGGGUCUGUACCGGAGGAGGCGUUAAAGGCAGACACACGGGGACAGAGGACGGCAAGGCAGGGCACGGAGGAAACACAAGCCACGGACCAAACCAACACAUUCGUCCAAAGCGACCGCUCAUGUGUACAAGUGAGAGUACUCUGGGAUGA